GAGUACUCGCAUCCACAAAGGAGAGAGCUUCAGCAAAACCCAUCAUGGGCGACUCUAAGCUUUGCCUUUUGCUGCUUCUCAGCACAUCAGCCUUAACUCUGGCUCAAAAUGAAGACCGGCCAACCUGCUUGUUGGCCCAACGGUACAAGACCCUACACAAAUACGAAUACCAAUACGAGGCCGAAUCUCUGAACGCCAUCAAUGGAGCUUCACCGCUCAAGAACGGACCCAAGGCCUCUUGCAAGGUUGAAAUCGAAGUGCCUCAGACUUGUAGCUUCAUCAUCCACACCACUGGCUGUAGCCUGAGUGAGGUGGUUGAUAUGGACGCAGCGGGCCACCCUGUGUUCGGACCCUCACCAAGCUCGGAUGCCUUCGCCGCUGAGAUGGAGAGAUAUCCUCUGAAAUUUGUGAUCGAGGGUGAAUAUGACGUGAAACUGUACCCUGAGGAGGGCGAGACAUCAACCAUCCUGAACAUGAAGAGGGGAAUCAUCUCUGCCCUGGCUGUGCCUGUGGUCGAAGAACAGAAGAACAAGAACAUGCCCACCAUCCAUGGCAUGUGCAAGACGUCCUACACAGUCAACAACAGAGAGGAUAUUGCGACUGACAUCAGCCUCCGCAGGGAUCUGUCCAGAUGUGACAAAUUUUCCCCAAUGAGAGAUCACACCAGCCCCCUGGCACUCAUCUCUGGCAUGCACUACCCUCUGGCUCAGCUGAUCCGAAGCUCCCAGACCUGUAACUACAAGUUUGACAACGAGAAGAAGCACAUGACCUCCGGCUCCUGCGUUGAGAACCACAUCCUCAUUCCCUUCUCACACAAGGGCGAAUAUGGCGUUACCAAUGUUGGAAAGCAAGAACUGACCCUGGUUCACGUUUCUCCUCACAACGACAGAAUCUUUAACAAAGGUGAUAUCGUCAAGGGUCUUCACAUGGAGGCUGUUGAGGACAGGAGUGUUGUGCAGGAUAAAGAAUCUGCUCUGAAGCUCCUGAGAGAACUGGCCAAUCUGCCCGAGGCUGAAGGCGAGAGGAGGGCACACCUCUUCCACAAGCUCGUCACCACCGUCCGUGGGAUGAAGGCCGACACCCUGAGCGCCGCCAUUACCGAGGCUAUCGCCGUGUCCCGUGUGCUGACCUACCAGGUGCUGGCCCAGUGUGGAACACCUGAGUGCAGCAGUGGCAUCAUGCAGAUCCUCAGACAGUUGGACACCUCCUCAGUCGAGGUCGACGCCGCAGUGUUCGCUAUGGGACUCGUGUCAAACCCCUCUGCCCUCCUGAUCAACGACAUGCUUGAAAUGGCCAAAUACAAGCCCAGCAAGCCCAUCAUGUAUGCCCUGAGCAACGUGGUCAAGAGGUUUUACAAAGCCGAGGAGAAAAUGAUCCCUGAGAUUUACUCGGUGGCUGAAUUCAUGGCUGCUCAGUUGGGUGACUGCUCUGGAGACGAGGACAAAACUUUCCUGACACUGAGGGUUAUUGGAAAUAUGGCUCCAGCUGUGGUGCCUGCCAGUCCUGCACUGAAAACUGCUGUGAUGCAGUGCAUGAAUAAACCCGCUGCUUCCCAAGCUGUCCAGCAGGCUGCCAUCCAAGUAUACAGACUGAUUCCCGUCCCUGAUGAGGGUAGAGAGAUUCUCAUGAAUGUGCUUUUGGACAACACCAGCCCCCUGCAAAAGCGCAUUGCCGCAUAUCUGAUUCUUAUUAAGAACCCAACGCUGAGUGAACUGGUCAAGGUGGUUGAAGCCAGGCCCAGUGAGCAGGACAAACAAUUGUUAAGCUUUGUCAACUCGCACAUUGCCAACAUUCUGUCCUCAACAGAGCCGGAGACCCAAGAACUGAGAGAGAAGAUCCUUAAUGCCCUGCAGAAAAAUGAGCUCAAGUCAGAAAUGGACCCCACUAAGUUCUCUCGCAACUACAAGAUUGGAUCCGUUGAGGGCAACAUGAUCUUCGAAGGUGCCAAUUAUCUGCCCAAGGAGGUCAUGCUUGAGAUGACCCUCAAGGCUUUUGGCUUCGAAAUUGACAUGAUGGAGAUUGGUAUGGAGGGCAAAGGAUUUGAGCCAACUGUUGAUGCCCUGUUUGGAAAGAAUGGAUUCUUCCCUGACACUGCCCUGAAGUCAAUGUACUUUGUCUCCGACAACAUGCCGCUCAGAGUCAAUGAGAUCAUGCAGACCUUUAUGCCUGCUCUGAAGAAGGACAGGAUGAAGAGACAGACCACCCAGAACCUGAUGAGGGAGAUCAGCCACAACCUCAAAAAACUGAUGAGCGACCUGAAGACCGCGCAGACUCCCGAGGCAAUGGUUUAUCUGAGACUUCUCGGAAAUGAGCUUGGAUAUCUGAAGACAAAUGACGUCGAAGAGAUGGCCUACUCUGCCGUUAUGAUGUUUGACAGCAUGUUGAAGAUGUUCCCCGCUGAUCUCAUGAAGGCUUUGAUGACUAAGGCUGACAAUACAAUCUUUGCCCACUACAUCUUCAUGGACAAUGAAUUCGUCCUGCCCACUGUGACUGGUGUGCCUCUGAGGAUUGCCUUGUCUGGUACUUUCACCCCUGGAGUCAAAGGUGGACUUAAGAUUGCUCGUGACAUGACCGAAGUUGCCUUCAUGCCAUCCGCUGGCAUUGAGUUUGUGACUCGGGUUGGCUGCCACAUCCCUGAAUAUGUCAACUCUGGAUUAGAGAUGCACACCAACAUUUUCCAUGAAAGUGGACUCCAUGCCAAGAUCUCCAUGGGACGCGACUCAGUCAAGAUGUCCAUCCCUGCGCCAAAGAGCCCAACAAAGCUCAUCAAAAUGACAAACACCCUGGUGGCUGUGACUGGAUCAGAGGUGAUGACCAUUCCCCCUAUGGUGAUGGACAAGGUUGAUGUUAAUGAGUGCACUCCUGUCUUUGCUGGGAUGAAAUAUUGCACAGCUCUGCAGUACACUGAUGCUUCCUCUCAAGCGACAACCCCCUACUUCCCCUUCACUGGAGACAGCAAAUUUGGUGUGGAGCUCCAUCCCACUGGUGAAGUUACCGAGUACACAGCCACUGUUGCCUAUGAGCUCCUCUUGGAGGGAGAGGGCAGACACAAAGUCGACUCCGUGAAGUUCACUCUGAAGGCUGAAGCCGCAGAACCCACUGAAGCCAACGCUAUAUUGAAGUAUAACAGGAGGAAGAAUAUCAUCAGUGCCGACAUACAGAUCCCAGACUACGACGUAGAGGCUGGACUCAGGCUGGGUGUUGUUGAUGGAAACACUAAGGGCAGAGGAAUUCACUCAAUCUCCCUGGACUUCGUCAACAAGAACAUCCCUCAGCUCUCCCUGGUUGGCCGUGCCAAUCUGAAGGCCAUGAACAAAGGCAUGCUGCAAGUCCAGCUUCUCGUCCCCUCAAUCAGGGCUGAUGCCACUGUCACAGCUAACAUGAAGCGUGGUGAAGCGUUGGAGCUGGAGCUCAAGAGUGAAGUCAAGUUGAUGGACGCCACAUCCGAGCAGAAACUUGCAUUGAAAUAUGAUGCCAGCAAGAUUGAGGUUGCGUUCAAGUCCGAUGUGAAUAAUACUCAGACCACCUACCUACCAAACACUGAAUUGUUUCAGCAGUAUGGCAACCAACUUCUGGACACACAGGUGGGACAGACUGACAUGAAAGUCCGUCACAUCUUCAAGAAGUUUGUGGAGGCUGCAAACAACCACAUGGAUAAAUAUGGUGCUGAUGUCCCUUACAUUCAGAAUUUACGACUUCCUGCUAUGCCUGUAAUUUCCCUGCCAGAGACACUGUACCUCAAUACUGAGGCAAAGGCUGUAUACUACUUCAACAAUGAGCGCUUCACCAUUGCUAUCCCUGUUCCUCUUGGAGGGAAGUCAACAGAGGAGCUUAACUUCCCAUCAGUUUUGACCACACCUCACAUUUCUCUACCCCACUUUGGACUGGAGAUCGUUUCCAUGGAGAUUCCUAUCCCAAAUCUUGUUGUGCCUGAGAGCCUUACUCUGUCUCUUCCUCUUUUUAACAAAGCUGAGGUUUCAUCCCAUUUGAAGAGCAACCUGUAUGAAGCGGAGGCCUCAUUUGCUGUGGGAAAAGAUGUCGUAGCAACACCGAGCUACUCAGCAAAAUAUGACAUUAAAGGAAUCUCCCCAAUUGAAAUCCUGUCAGUAGAGAUUCAAGGCUCAGGAAUGGUAACAACAACUGACUCGGUUGAGGCCAAUUUGAAGACUUCUCUGUCCCAUAAGUUCAUUGACGCCAGAAUUGACGUACAUGGAGACGCAACCAUCACUGACAAACUCACCUUAAAGUCCAACAGCAGGAUCAGAGCUACAAGUCCAUUUGGUCUCGAUGUCGAACUUGUGCAUAGAGGUAUGACUGGAAUCAAUACUGAAGAAAUCUCUGGUGAUUGCAACGUUGAGGGAGAGUUCAAAGCUGGACCCAUCUAUGGCAAAACCAUUUCCACUCAGUCAUUUGCCAUCUCCCCAUUCAAGCCAGAAGCUAAGAUUGAUUCUAACAUUGAGUUUGACUCCACAUUUGUCAAGGCCCAAAACAAAAUUGCAGCAUCCCUUGCCAAUGGUGAGUUCUCAGUUGUGUCUAACACCAAUGCCUUUGAAGAUGUAUUGACACAUGUUGCUGAGCUUUCUGUGAAAGACUACAAGCUGUCCAUGAAAUGUGACGCCAACGCCCUUGCUCUUGGCAUGAAGAUCCACAACCAGGCUGAAGCUUCUGCUGGGGCUGGUGAGAUUGUAUUAAGGAUGGAGACAAAUGCAGAUCACUCUGAAAACCGUGUCUACUCUUUGCUGACAGCAUCUCUUGAUGUCACUGGUCUGGCUGUAAACAGUGAUGCCACCAUGAAACUUUUUGAGAAUGAGGCCACACACAAGGCUACUCUGAGAAUGAACAAGGAUGGUUUGGCCACAAGUGGAACAACAACCCUGCAGAGCCCCCUGUCCCUGGAAAACACAUUCAACGCUGGACUUGAUGCUUCAAGAGCUAUGUUAUCCAUUACCAACAAAGCUGCAAUCCGUGACAUCAAGGUUGACAAUAGCAACACUUUCACCCUUACCGUUUCUGGCCUUGACUGUAACUCAAAGGUUGAAGCAACAGCUAGUGAGUAUGGCUCUUACACUCAUGAUAUCACCGUUGACCUGAAACCCUACACUGUUUCUGCAAAUGUUCAUAACAAGCUGAAACUUCUGGCUGCCGAAUUCCUCAAUGAGGCUCAGCUGCGGGCAGAGUUCUUGAAGAUGGACUUGACUGGAAAUCUGAAAGCCAUAUAUGGUGAGGAAGAGAUCAAACACACCUAUCAGGUAAAUUAUGCUGACAUGACUGCUAAUGCUAAGUGCAGCACCACUGGAAAACUCUUUGGAACUCACAUGAGCCACAACACUGAGGUUGAAGUCGUUGGUCUUGCUGCCAGGAUCACCAACGAUGCUCAUUUCAACUCACAGCCAAUGCGCUUUGAUCACACCAUCCGCUGCAGCAUUGUUCCUUUUGAUUUCAACCUUGAUGCCAUCUUCAGUGCUGAUGCAGACAUCGCCAUGUACGGAAAGCACAGUUCCCAGCUCUAUGGAAAGUUCCUCCUUAAAGCUCAACCCCUGGCUUUUGCCAGCACUCAUGAAUGCAGAGCGUCACUAACUCAGCGACUAGACAAUGGCUUAUCCCUUGAGGCCACAUUUGACAACACCAUGAAUACUGUUGUGUUACCCCAAGAGCAGAGAACUAGCUUUAGAAUGACAUCUAAAAUUAAUGAGCAGGUCUUCACUGAGGGAAUAAGUAUUUACAAUAGCGCAGAGAGAGCUGGAAUUGAAGUUUCUGGAACCGUCCUCACAAACAUGCUCAACACAGAAUCCGCAGACAAUCAGGAAUUCGCCAUCUCUGGCUUCGUCAAGUAUGACAAGAACACAGACAGUCACGCAAUUCAGAUUCCUCUCAUUGAAAAUCUGCCUGCUUUCCUGGAAAGUAUGAAAGGCUUUGUUGUUCGUAUUGCUGAGGCACUGCAAGACUUACUCAACAAUAAGGAGAUACAGGCUAAGCUUGAAGCCCUUCCCCAGCAUAUAUAUGCCUUUGUUUCUCAACUAAAUAUUGAAGGACGAGUAACUCAACUGAAGCAAUUUUUCAGUGACUUUACCCAAACAUAUGCCAUUUCAAUGCAGGACGUGGAGGCCUCUUUGACCAACCUGAAGGUUAAUGUUAAAAAACUGCUGGGCAAUCUAACAUUUAUCAUUCAGAAAUUUACUGCAAGGAUGAAGGAGAUUAUUGUUGAUUUCACCUUCCCUGAAACCAUUAUUCAGAAAAUACAGGAGCAGCUGAACACAUUCAAUGAGGAAUAUGAUGUCAAGGCUAUGGUUGUGUAUGUGAUUGACACAGUAAUGGAGAUGUUCCAGCAGAUUGACUUGGAGAAACUGAAAGGCAGCAGUAUUGCAUUCCUGCGCGACAUUGACGUCAAGUAUAGCCUCAAAUCUACGCUGCAGUCAAUAAUGAGGGAUACGAAACAAAUGAUUGAAAUGUUUGAUUUUUCAGAAUUUGUUGCUGAACUAAAGAAAUUCCUUUUAAGUUUCAACUUUAACCCUAAAAUUAGGAUGUUCUUUACGACCCAGACACAGAUUUUCACCAAUAUAAUUGACUCUGUUAUGCAAGCGAUACAGGAGUUUGACAUUGUCAGUACGAUCAACACAGUCUUUACCAAGAUGAGAGAGUUGACCGUGAAAUUUGAGGUGGACAAAAUGAUUCAACGCAUCCUAGAAAAUGCUGUGGAGCUCGUCAAUCAGUUCAGAAUUAAGGAAACCAUCCAAGCUGUGUUCAAGAUUGUGAAGGAUGCAAACAUCCCCACCAAAUGCAUGCAAGCCUUCCAGGAUGCUAUUGAGUACUUGAAAUCAACUGAGGUCAAGGACAUGAUUACACAGCUAAAUGUGUACAUCGAAACUACUGUGCAAAAGCUGAACUCAUUGAAGUACAAUGAAUUUGUGGAUUAUACCAAUGAAAUGAUUACCGAGUACACUGAAUUCCUAAAUGAGCUAAUAAGGACCCUUGAACUACCCCAGAAACUUGCGAAGACAAGAGACUUUGUUAAUGCUGUCUUUUUGACUGGUAAUAGCAUCAUGGAGCGUCUGAGAGAAAUCAAAGUUGCAGAAGUGAUUAAGUCAGUCGAAGAUGUCAUUGAUGAGGUUGUGCUGAAUAACCUGAAGCGUUUCUUUGAAUUUGUCAAACAAGAAAUUAAGGAUAUGGAUGUCAAAGCUGAAAUAGCUCCUUACCUGAACCGCGCUAUUCGUUAUUAUAGACAAGUGAUAACUGCCAUCACUGACAUAUUCAAUGGUGUGGUUAUGAUGAUACAGCAUAUGACACCUGAGCAAAAAAUCUUCAGUGAGAUUAAGCAAAUCAGUCUUGGCCUAAGCAGAGAACUGAAAAAGGCUGAAUGGAUCAUUCCAUCCUUCACGGUUCCUUUCACCGAUCUUGCAGUUCCUUCCAUGGUGUUCAGCAUGAAUAAUCUUGUGGAGUUUGGAAUCCCAACACAGCUCGACAUCCCUGAAUUUAACAUCCUCGGCUCUUACAAUGUAAAAGCCAUGUCAAUUUCCUUUGAUGACAUCAAGCAGAGAAUAAUCGAUCUUAUUGAUAUGAUUGUAAACUUUGACAUCCAUAUGCCUGAUGUGGAUGCUUACUUUGGAGACCUGAAAAUGAACUAUCUUCCUUCCAUGCCUGAGUUAUCUCUGCCAGAGAUCACCCUUCCUGAGUUAUCAUUCCCCGCUGUCCCACAACUUUCUGUAGAAAAACUUGUUAUGUCUCUUCAGGUUCCUGAGAUCAAGCUGCCAGCCAUCCCAAGUGAUAUGAUGGUCCCAUGUUUUGGCAAACUCUAUGGUGAGAUCAAAUUCGUAACUCCCUUCUACACCAUCAAGACUUCUGCUGAGUUCGAGAACACCACUCAGAAUAUGAAUUCACCUCAGUUCUCUGGAUUCCUUACAUCACAGGCCACAUCGCCAAGUUUUGAUAUCUUUAAUUACAAACUUGACACCACAGCCCGCAUUGCACUCCCGAAAUUUAGUCGUGUUGUCAUAGCCGAGACUCUGAAGUUCAACCAUCUUGCUCUUGGAGUUAAUCACCAGGCAUCUGUUACUCUCUAUGGCCUAUCAGGUCAGGCCCAAGCCAAGACUACAGUUAAGGCAACUACUGAACCUUACGCUGCUGAAUUCACAAACACAGCAUUUAUUGCGAUAGAGGAAGGAAUGACUGCCUCUCUUGAUACAACUUACAUUCAUGAAGUGAACAUCCCAGUUUUUAACAUCAAAAGUGAGGCCACUGUCACACAGAAAUCGAUUGUUCGCCAAGACGGUCUCACACUCACUCUUACCAUUGACAAUGCAGGCACUGGCAAAAUUCAGUCUGAGGAUGUCAAACACAAGAGCGACUUGAACUUGUCACUCACUCCCAGGAUUAUCACUUUAACUUUCUCUGGUGAGACAGACUCUCCCAUUGUGAAGAUGAAGCAGCAAAUUACUGCUGAAUGUUCCACCCUUUCCUACUUCAAGUUUAAUGUCCGCAAUGAGGCAGAGGCACCAGCCAUUAAGAACAGUCUUCUUGUGGCAUCUGGAUAUGCCAACCUUUACGAUAUGAAGAUUGAGCUGAAAGCAAAUCAUGACACUGAACUUUAUGGCAGCACUGCAGUCAUGUCCAAUGGAAUUAACAUUGUAGUCCGUCCUAUUGAAGUUGCUUUUGAAUUCCAAAACAGAGGAAGUGCUAAGGUCUUCGUGGAUUCAAGUAUGAUGACUAAGAUAGAGCUUCAGAAUGACUACUCGGCACUCUUCAAACCUGACAGCCAACAGAUGAAUACAGUAGCUCUGGCUCGCCUUAAUCAGUACAAAAUGUUUUACAACUUCACCGUUAACAAUAACAAAAAUGAGGCUGGCAUCUUUGUUGCCAUAGAUGGUGAGGCCAAUCUUGACUUCUUGAAAUCUACCGUCACCAUUCCUGAGAUGGAGCUGCCUUUUGUUGACUUGCGUACUCCAGGUCUCAUAAUUGAUAACUUAUAUGAGCGGACAGGAUUGGAAAACAUUUUGAUCACCACUGAGCAGACCGUUGAUGUGGAUGCCAAGGUUGUCUAUCAGAAAAGUCAAACUGCCCCACUUGUUGCUUUGAUGGGUCCGAUCCAGAUUCCUUCCAUGGGUAACCUGAUCUCAGAACUGUCCUUCAAGUCUGCCAUCAUCAAUCUGAAUGUCAAUGCUGGACUGUAUGCUGAAGAAGAUCUUGUGUUCCGUCUGGGAGCUACCACAGUCUCUGUGUUUGACACUCUAAAAGCCAAACUUGAUGGCACCACCAGUCUUACCACCAAGAGAGGAAUCAAGUUGGCUAACUCUGUGUCGCUUGAAAAUCGCCAUAUUGAAGGCACUCAUGACAGCUCCAUCACUUUGAAUACUGAGACUUUUGAACCUGCAGUCUCUGUGGCUACUAAUGGAAAGAUUUCCCUGUCUAUACUCUCCAUGGAAGUGAACCAAAAUCUGGUCGCAAACAUCAAAACCAAAGCAAACGCUGCCUCUACCUUGAGGAUGAAAGCUAAUUUCAACAUCCCUAUGAUUAGGGCAGUUGGAAAGGCUGAGGCUGACCAUAGUCUGAAACUGGAAGGAACCAUUGAGUAUAUUUCCAUGGAAUCAACCACCAAAGCAACUGUUGAUAAGACUCUGCUUGAAGACUAUCUAGUAUUCGGACACCUUGACAAUGAAUUUAAUAUGUACCUAAACAAAGAUGGCCUACGCUCCACCCACAAGAUUAUUAGCGAAGCCAAUUUUAACGAUGGCACCAACAAAGUCUUUGGCCUGAAUGUAAAUGAGAAUCUUGCUGUUGAAGCCUCCCUGAGCCGCGUGUAUGGAGUCCUGAAGUAUAUGAGCAACAAUGAAGCAAACUUGUUCAGUUUCCAGACCAAUGGAAAGCACAGUGCUCAAGUGACCAUCGACAUUGCACCAAUGUCUUCUUGGACUGCUGAUAUUGAGAUUGAUAUCGCUCAGCCAAGCAGCCUGGGUGACCUCACUAUCUUUGACAAAACUGUUGCUGAAGUGACACCUGCCAAGCAGAAGAUAUUUUCCAAUGCCAAGUUUAUGAGCCCACUGUACAGCACAAACCUGGCGGCAGGGUUCGAGGGCAUGGCUCCUGUCUUCAAAGUCACCGUUAAGUCCUCUGCCACCUCUGUGAUUGUCUUUCUGCAAUAUGACCUCGAUGCAUCCACUACUGCUAACUUUGAGAAUGAUACUGUGAAGAUGAUUAGCAAGGUUUCUCUGACCCAUAGUGACAUGGUCAUGGAUAUCAAUCAAGUCAUUACUCAGAUCUUGAGGAAAACGCGCCAGGCUGAUAACAGUGUCUCUCGCCACACCCUGAAUGUGGACAUCACCAGUCCUACCUUCACUGAUGUGAACCUUCGUUAUGCUGCUCGCAGAGAUAGUAUUAGUGCCUCAGUAUCAACCCCAUCCACUGGGUUCCUGGGCUUCCAGUUGAAUGGCAGAGGUCCAUCUCAGCUGACUGCAAAAGUAUAUGGUCGUUAUCCUUCUUCCCCAGAGGUUGAUGUUGAAGUCUUGGUCAUCAGAUCAUCUUCCAAGGCUGCAGAUAAGAUGAAUCUACAGAUUGCCUACAACAUGGAGGCACCAAAGCUAAUGCUCUCUGGGCUGAAGAUGAGACUCCCUUCCAUCAUGUCUACAUUCACAAUGUUUGCUGACAAGUACCAGAUCACAUCACACGUGGAACAGUUGAAGACCGUGUUUUAUGACCGCAUGUCCAAGACCUAUAAUGCUGUCACGAGCUAUGAUGAUCAAAUGAGCCAGCUGUCAAUCUUCUUCAAGAAUACCGUUGUCGAGUACCAGAAAAAUGUCCAGGUCUUAAUGGAUGCUGUCGUCAAGUUCUUAAGGGAGACUAAGUUCAAAUUACCUAGCUCUGAUGAGAUGACCACGCUCCCAGAAGUCUUAAAGAAGCUGACCAGCAGCAUUGCAGAUACACUAGAAGUAACCAUCAAUUUCAUCUAUGAAAAAAUGGUCUACUUUACUGCCUUUAUGGAAGACAUCAGCGCAGUGAAAUUGCAAAUGCCAAUUGGGGAUGCCAUUACGAUAGGUCAAAUUGUAGAUCAGGUCAAAACAACUUUGAGGAGAGUAUUUGCUGAACUGGUUGACUUUGUGAAGAAAAUGGAAAGUCUUGAUACAAUGCUAGAGAAGAUUGGUGAGACCUUCCAUGCUGUUGUCGAAAAAUCUAAGGGGUUCGUUGACUCUGUCAAAUCUGACUAUUUAGAUGCAGUGUUCGUCAACAUCAAUGCCUACCAUCGUUACCUUGUCAGGAAUCUCAGGGAUUUUGUGAACUACGUUUAUCUAUAUAUAUUAGAUGGCAAUAUGGAAACACUCGAUACCGCAUUUGAGAACAUGAUCUAUGUUGUGGACCAGUUCAAUAACACUGUUAACGGUCUCCUGCAGCAAACCUCAGAGGAGGUUAAAGCCUAUGUUAGAGUUAGUGAGGGAAAACUUGAAGUUGAUCUUCCAUUUACCUUCCAACUGUGAGGAACCCUCACACACUAAGGCCUAAGUCCACAUGAAACACUACCAUCUGUUCAGAACACAUGUUGGGAAAGAGGGGAUAAUCAGCUCUUUAGCCAUAUUUUUUAACAUAACUGUAACGUUAACACCAAGUAGUAUCAUCUUAAUUUAGAUGGAUUACUGUGUACUGUGUACAAAUGUGUCAUUGCAUUGUAUAGGAGCUGAAUUGUCAGCAACUCCUGCAAACCUUCAAUAAAUACUCAAAUCCAA
Messenger RNA from Solea solea (common sole), 11705 nucleotides. It is a transcript of the gene apobb.1, whose product is annotated as apolipoprotein Bb, tandem duplicate 1. The record is from RefSeq and is a predicted model, not a curated record. The transcript has 29 exons. Gene Ontology annotation, molecular function: cholesterol transfer activity; low-density lipoprotein particle receptor binding. Bases 45 to 11459 code for a protein of 3804 amino acids. Gene Ontology annotation, cellular component: low-density lipoprotein particle; very-low-density lipoprotein particle; mature chylomicron. NCBI's taxonomy places the organism in Eukaryota, Metazoa, Chordata, Actinopteri, Pleuronectiformes, Soleidae. Gene Ontology annotation, biological process: triglyceride mobilization; lipoprotein transport; cholesterol transport.